GCCAAUUCAGUUUGACGAAAAUCGUUGCUUCGAACGAACGGAUUAUCCAGCUAACCAAAAACAGAAGCCAGCACCAUGAACUGUCUGUCCGCGAUGUUCAAGUACUUGCUGUACUUGCUGAACCUGGUGUUCGUGGCCGGUGGCGUCCUGCUCAUCGUGGUGGGCUCCAUCAUGCUCUCCACCAUGGGCAACUUUACAGCCUUCGACGGCGGCGUUAGCACCAAGACCAUCCCGAUCUGCAUCAUCGUCAUCGGAUGUGUCACCUUUGUGGUGGCCUUCUUCGGAUGCUGCGGCACCAUUCGCGAGAACGCCUGCUGCACCACCAUUUACGCCAUCUGCAUGCUGAUACUCUUCGGCCUCCAGCUGGCCCUCUCCAUUUGGAUCUUCGCGGCCAACGACAAGUUCUUGACGAGCAUGGGCAAGGUAGUGGACAAGGCCUGGGAUGAGAACAAUGCCGCCCAGGGUUACCCCAUGGAUGCCCUUCAAUUGGCCUUCACUUGCUGUGGCAACUCGGGAUACCAGCAGUAUGAUACCGUGCCCAGCUCCUGCUGCGGCUACAAGGAUCGCAACAAGGUGUGCGAAGCGGCAAUCUACACCCAGCGACCUGGCUGCCAGACGGAGUUCGUCGACUUCUGGGCCUCCAAUACGGACCUCAUCCGGUGGAGCAGUCUGAUCAUCGCCCUCUUCGAGCUGGGCAUCUUCAUCAUGUCCUGCUGCCUGGCCAGCGCGAUGAGGAAGCGCUAGACGCCAAAGACUGACCCAACUCCUAGCUAUAGCACAGUUUCUAUCAUAAAUCCAGAAUCCAGAACACAAAUUCCUCACUCGCCGUAAAUAAACCAGAAUAGGCUAAGCCCAAUGAAA
Molecule: messenger RNA, 861 nt
Organism: Drosophila santomea
Lineage: Eukaryota; Metazoa; Arthropoda; Insecta; Diptera; Drosophilidae
Product: 23 kDa integral membrane protein
Exons: 3
Coding region: 76-744 (222 amino acids)
Cellular component (GO): membrane
Source: RefSeq, a predicted model, not a curated record